AUGACUGUCAGCAGCUCUUGGCAGGUUCUCUUCACCACCGAACAGAGAGAACGAAUACAGGUGGAAGCUCGGAAGUCUGUCCUGGGAGAGGACAGACAGCCGACUCAAAACCCAGAUCUCAUAAACGCUGCCUUCCCCUUAUCCCUCCCUACCUGGGACUACAACUCGCUGAAGGGGAGUCGGGGUUUGGUACCCCUCCCCGAGCCCAGGGUAACUCUCAGAGUGGAGGGGCAACCAGUUGAAUUUCUAGUGGACACUGGGGCACAACAUUCGGUCUUACUACAACCCCAGGAGAAAUUGGCAAGCAAGACCUCAUGGGUGCAAGGGGCCACGGGGACCAAACAGUACUCAUGGACUACCCGAAGAACUGUGGACCUAGGCAUGGGCCGGGUAUCCCACUCCUUCAUGGUCAUCCCUGAAUGUCCCUGCCCGUUGUUAGGUCGGGACUUGCUCACCAAGAUGGGGGCACAAAUUUGCUUCCACCCCGGAGGGGCAAAAAUCCUAGACAAAGAAGGGCAACUGAUUCAGGUGCUUGUCCUGAGUUUGGAAGACGAAUAUUGUCUCCACCAGACGCCCCCAGUCCAAUUAACUGACAUUGACUGUUGGCUACAGGAAUUUCCUCAGGCAUGGGCAGAAACUGGGGGAAUUGGGCUGGCCCGACACCAACCGGCUAUAUACAUAGAACUAAAACCGGGGGCAGACCCUGUCAGGGUCUGCCAAUACCCCAUGCCUCUCGUGGCGCGAACGGGAAUCACGCCCCACAUACGGCGACUACUAGACUCAGGCAUAUUAAGGCUCUGCCAAUCGGUAUGGAACACUCCCUUGCUGCCGGUGCGAAAACCGCACUCUAACGAUUACAGGCCAGUCCAGGACUUAAGGGAAGUCAACCGGCGAGUAAUGGAUGUGCACCCCACGGUCCCAAACCCAUACACCCUCCUCUCCACCUUGCCUCCAGAGAAAAAUUGGUAUACGGUAUUAGAUUUAAAAGAUGCCUUUUUCAGCCUGCCUUUAGCACCCAAGAGCCAAGACCUUUCUGCUUUUGAAUGGACGGACCCCGAGAAAGGCAUCAAUGGCCAACUCACCUGGACUCGACUACCACAAGGAUUCAAAAACUUACCAACCAUCUUUGAUGAGGCCUUACACGAAGACUUGGGUGAGUUCCGUUCUGAGCACCCUCAUUUGACCUUAUUGCAAUAUGUAGAUGAUAUCCUGCUGGCGGUGGAGGACCAGGACACUUGCCUGUUGAGGCACCAAGGACUUACUCCAGACUGUAGCAGCUCUAGGAUACCAGGCCUCAGCCAAAAAGGCCCAAAUCUGCAGAGCAGAGGUGAGCUACCUGGGGUACAAAUUAAAGGAUGGACAAAGAUGGUUGACAGAUACGCAGAAGGAAACCGUCCUAAGGAUCCCACAGCUGCAAACCGUCCGUCAGGUACGUGAAUUCCUGGGGUCGGCAGGGUUCUGUCGACUAUGGAUUCUGGGUUUUGCCGAGAUGGCCAGAUCCCUCUAUGACACUACCAGGCACCAACAAAAUUUUGGAUGGACAGAGGCCAUGAACAAGGCCUUUAAUGACCUUAAACAGGCCUUGCUGUCUGCCUCGGCUCUCGGGUUGCCUGACCUAACCAAGCCCUUCUACCCGUAUGUAGACAAGAAAGACAGGGUGGCAAAAGGGGUCCUUGCCCAGUACAUAGGUCCCUGGAAAAGACCCAUAGCUUAUCUCUCUAAAAAGCUGGACACGGUGGCCACUGGAUGGCCCCCAUGCUUAAAAAUUAUUGCUGCGGUGGCCACUAUGGUCAAGGACGCAGACAAGAUAGCCAUGGGGCAAAAACUAUAUGCUACUACCCCACAUGCUAUUGAAGGGGUACUCAAACAGCCCCCAGACCGCUGGAUCAGCAAUGCUCGUCUGAUCCAUUAUCAGAGCCUACUGCUAAACCCCACCAGAAUUUUAUUCAAGCCACCUACAACCCUGAAUCCGGCAACACUACUCCCUAACUCAGACUGGGACCCCCCUCUGCAUAACUGUCAAGAGAUUUUGGCACAGGUGCACGGAGUCAGGGCUGAUCUCCAGGACCAGCCACUGCCGAACGUGGACGCCACCUGGUAUAUGGACGGCAGCAGUUUUGUCCGAGAAGGAAUCAGAUACGCGGGGGCAGCCAUAACCACAGAGAUGGAGAUCAUCUGGGCAGAGCCAUUGGCAGCCGGAACAUCGGCUCAACGGGCAGAACUGAUCGCCCUGGCCGAGGCACUAACCAUGGGAGAAGGUAAACGAAUAAACAUUUACACUGACAGCAGGUACGCCUUUGCCACCGCUCAUAUCCACGGAGCCCUUUACAGAGAGAGAGGGCUUCUGACAGCAGAGGCAAAGACUAUUAAAAACAAAACAGAGAUUCUUGAACUCCUAAGGGCCCUCUGGCUGCCCAAGGCACUAGCUAUCAUCCAUUGUCCAGGACACCAAAAAGCAGACACACCACUAGCCAGGGGAAACCGGCUAGCUGACUCAAAAGCAAAGGAGGCAGCCCUUUUGGUGACUCAGGUUUUAACAACCAUGCUACCCGAUCCAGGGGCACCGACCCUGCCGGACACCCCCAACUAUACUGGCACUGACUUACAAUGGAUUAAACGCUUGCCUAUGACCCAAUGCUUGCAUGGCUGGUGGAGGGCCGCAGACUCCAGCAUCAUCCUGCCAGAGGAACUAGGAUGACAAGUCCUAUCCAAAAUGCAUCGGAGUACUCCUACGGGAACGAGAAAGAUGGAAGACCUCAUAUGACAUGCUAAGAUCAUUAUUAAAGACUCUCGAGCAAAGAUCAAGCAGAUUGUGGCAAGCUGUCAUGCAUGCCAGCUAACCAACGCCACCACCCAUGGGUCUAACCCCAGAACCCAACUCAGGGGAGACCGCCCAGGAACAUACUGGGAAGUAGAUUUCACUGAGGUAAGGCCUGGAAAGUAUGGGUACAAGGACUUGCUAGUUUUCGUAGAUACCUUUUCAGGGUGGACAGAGGCAUUCCCCACCAAGCACAAAACAGCGCAAACCGUGACCAAAAAGCUGCUGGAGGACAUUCUGCCAAGGUAUGGAUUUCCUGCCAGGAUCGGAUCCGACAAUGGACUGGGGUUCAUUUCUAAGGUAACACAGGGAGUAGCACAAAUACUGGGGGCAGAUUGGAAAUUACAUUGUGCUCACAGACCCCAGAGCUCAGGUCAGGUAGAGAGGAUGAAUAGGACAUUAAAAGAGACCUUAACUAAAUUAGCCUUGGAGACUGGCGGGGACUGGGUCACUCUCCUCCCCUUUGCCCUAUAUAGGGUGAGAAACUCACCAUAUAAAAUGGGACUGACUCCCUACGAAAUCAUGUUUGGUAUACCUCCACCUAUCAUUUCUGCCUUGAAACCUAAAGUGCUUGCUGAGUUCAAUGACCAACAAUUUCUUUUCUCCCUCCAAAUGUUACAAAGAGCCCAUGAGCGGGUGUGGCCUAAGCUGAGGGCCCUCUACAAGACCGGGCCGCCUCCUGACUCCCAUCAGUAUCGACCAGGCAAUUGGGUGUACGUGCACAGGCACCAACAGCAGACGCUCCAACCUUGCUGGAAAAGACCCUACAUUGUGAUCCUGACCACGCCCACCGCUCUCAAGGUCAACGGAAUAACUCCCUGGGUCCACUACAUCCACGUCCGGCCAGCUGAUCCACACGCAGUCCUCAAGGACUUUGUUCCGGAAUGGAAGAGUCAGCCCGACAAGGACAAUCCCUUAAAGCUAAGGCUGCGUCGCUCCCACUUACCCCACUAAUAUUACUUGCGCUGUAUCCCCUCGCGGCUAAACCCAACCCCAAACCACUUAAUCUAACCUGGCAAAUCAUCACCCCAAGCUCUAAUCAGGUAGUAACCCAGCUGUCCGAGCUUCACCCUAGAGGGACCUGGUGGCCUAAUCUGACUAUUGACUUGUGUGAACUAUUCAGUCAGGACCCCUGGCACCAAGGCAGAAUAGGAAUACCAGGAUGUGGCACCGAGAGGGCCAAGAUGGCCCUCCAAGAUACCUGUUUUUAUGUGUGUCCGGCCCCCUCUCAGUCUGACCAUAAUAAGGCCUCCAAAUGCGGUGGCUGGACAGACUACUUCUGCAAAACAUGGGGUUGCGAACAAACUGGGACAUGCAAUUGGCUGUCACAAAACCCAUCCGGCCUCAUAAAAAUGCAACUGAAUACUACGCACCCCUCAUGCUCGGAACGCCCUUACUGUAAUCCAGUCACCAUUUCCUUCACGGAGACCGGGAAACAAGAAACAAAUUGGGGGGUAGGACUUCUGUGGGGACUCCGGCUUCACCAAAGCGGGUAUGAUAACGGAGUCCUAUUCAUGAUCAGACAACUAGAGAAACCGAAAGGUCAAGGGAAACCCUUGGGAUAGGCCCCAACACUGUGCUAGUACCUCCUCAACCUCAGGCAACACCUGCAGCACACCCUCUGAAUCUUGCCCACAACACCUCCAGUGGUGGCACCCCAGUCCCGACUCUCCUCUCCCCUCUCCUCCCCCUCGACCCUUCUCAGCACCCUCUUUGGGCCCUGAAGUCCAAGGCUUACAAAUUCCUCAACGCAACUAAGCCCAAUCUUACCCAAUCCUGCUGGCUGUGCUAUGACGUCCGCCCCCCCUUCUAUGAGGGUAUCACAAUAAUGGGUCAAUAUAACACAACCACGGACCCUAAUGCUUGCAGGUGGAACCCAAAGCCUGGUAGUAAAGGCCUCACCUUGCAGUCCAUGUUCGGCCAGGGACUCUGUAUAGGCACUCCACACCACCACCAGGCUCUGUGCAACAUUACACAGCCUACAAAUAAUACAGGGUAUUAUCUACCGCCCCAAGACAGUUGGUGGGCUUGUUCUGAGGGUUUAACUCCCUGUGCUCACGGUCAGGUUAUAAACAGAACUGGGGGCUUCUGUGUGCUGGCUCAGCUACUCCCUAGAAUCAUCUACCAUUCAGAUGAGCGGGUACUUCAGUGGAAGGGCGCAGAUACCCACGGGCGAAAUAAAAGGGAGCCCAUCUCCGCUAUCACCAUCACCUCCCUACUGGGAAUUGGAUUGGCUGGCGCAGGGACGGGUAUUGCCUCACUAGCCAUCCAGGCCUCCCACUACAGUAGCCUUAGAGCUGCCAUUGAUAUAGACCUAGAAUGCAUAGAAACCUCCAUUUCCCACCUCCAAGAAUCCCUAAUGUCUUUGUCUGAACUGGUGCUCCAAAAUAGGAGGGGAUUAGACCUAGUUUUUCUACAACAAGGAGGAGUCUGCGCUUCCCUGAACGACGAGUGCUUUUUCUACACUGACCACUCAGAGAUAGUAUGAGAAUCAAUGGCUAAGGUAAGGGAAGGAUUAGCCAAGCGAAAACGAGAGCGAGAGCAGCAACAGGGAUGGUUUGAAUCAUGGUUCAAUCAUUCUCCCUGGCUGACUACCUUAUUGUCCUCCCUAGCCGGUCCCCUGAUCAUCCUUCUCCUCCUUCUGACCUUUGGGCCCUGCCUCAUUAAUAGACUAGUGGCUUUUGUCAGGGACCUAGUCAACACAGUUCAACUCAUGGUACUCAGGCAACAAUACCAACCACUGACUCUCUCGACAGAAACCCAGAACCCAUGAUUGGGUCCUGCAUAGUAUCCUCUGAAAAAGGGGGGAAUGUGGGACCCAAGGAAUUUAACAAAAAUCCCCUACCCCUGGACAAGCAGGCAAGACUAACUCCAUUUUGUGCUACACCCACCAUGUCAUGUGUAACCCCCACAUGACCUACUUAUUGCUUAAGACACUCCCCCACCCUAGUCAAGCCGCUGAGCACACCCUUACUGGAAACCGGCUCAUAUAGGAAUGCAGAACCCUUAACCGCCAAAGAAUGUAAACUCCACCUUUUGCCCGCCAAACUUGCGCGCCAAUUCUGACCAGUGAUGGUUUAGUUCAGUUACUAUAGGGUAAAUUGUAAUUCAGUUGGCCACCUGCAUGUGGACUGACAAGACUAUGCAACUUUCUGUGUGUGUUACAAUCUCAUUGGCCACUGGCCCCUAUAAAACAGCUACGCCUUUUAAUCUAGGGGUCCAAGUCCCUGCUCCUCUGUGUCAGGUAUACUUGGGCCCAAGCUCGAGCUUGCAAAUAAACCCUUGUGCGUUUGUAUCGGUA
Prionailurus viverrinus (fishing cat) is the source of this 6119-nucleotide messenger RNA. RefSeq lists its product as uncharacterized. Gene Ontology annotation, biological process: virion assembly; proteolysis. The transcript is spliced from 2 exons. Gene Ontology annotation, molecular function: aspartic-type endopeptidase activity. NCBI's taxonomy places the organism in Eukaryota, Metazoa, Chordata, Mammalia, Carnivora, Felidae. The record is from RefSeq and is a predicted model, not a curated record. The coding region runs from base 1 to 1437 and encodes 478 amino acids.